UGAGAGGCGAGAGGUGCACUCGAUAAGGUUAUUCCCCAACCUUGGUAACAGCACCAACAAUCGAAUAUGGCUUACACAUAUGGCUUUUGUUGUUCACCUUCAAUUUCCUUCUCUCAAAGAAGAAGCUUCAUUUCACCUACCAUUUUUCAAUCUAAAUUACCCCAACAGCUACGUAUCACUCAAAUUUCCUUACAAGAAUCAGUUUCUGAAGUAACAACCAAUCACACCUUAUUACCAGACCCUAUAUCAGAUAAUAAUAAUAAUAAUAAUAAUAAUAAUAAUAAUAAUAAUAAUAAUAUCAAGAAAAAUUAUAUCUGGGUCAACCCCAAUAACCCUAAAGCGUCAAGUUUUAAGCAAAAAACUUUUGAUUCAAGGUACACUGUUCUCAUCCAAGUUGCUGAAUCCUUAAAUUCAUGUCUUCCUUUUGAACUUGAUGUUUUUAAGGUAUUAGAUAGGAAUUUGGGUAGUAAGUUGUCAGAACAAGAUGGUGUUAUUAUUCUUAAUAACCUGUCUAACCCGAAAACGGCUAGAAUCGUGCUUAAAUAUAUUCAAGAUAGAUGUAAUUUGAAUAGAGAGGUUGUUCUGUACAAUGUCACUUUAAAGGUUUUUAGAAAGAGUAAGGAUUUAGAUGGUGCCAAGAGAUUGUUUAAUGAAAUGGUUCUGAGAGGUGUUACGCCUGAUAAUGUUACUUUCUCUACUAUUAUUGGUUGUUCUCGGUUGAAGUCUUUGCCUGGAAAGGCUGUAGAGUGGUUUGAAAAGAUGGCUGGGUUUGGGAUUGAACCGGAUGACAUUACGUAUUCUGUGAUGAUUGAUUGUUAUGGGAGGGUUGGGAAGGUUGAUAUGGCGUUGAGAUUGUAUGAUCGUUCGAGGAAUGAGAAAUGGAGACUUGAUGCUGUGACGUUCACCACAGUGAUAAAGAUAUAUGGGACUAGUGGUAAUUUUGAUGGGUGUUUGACGGUUUUUGAGGAAAUGAAGGCGCUUGGUGUUAAGCCUAAUUUAGUCUGUUAUAACACUUUGUUGGAUGCUAUGGGAAGAGCUAAGAGGCCUUGGCAGGUUAAAUCUAUCUAUCAGCAAAUUCUGAGUAGCGGAUUGACACCUGGCUGGGCUACUUAUGCUGCUCUUAUUCGUGCAUAUAGUAAAGCUCGAUAUGGUGAAGAUGCCUUGAAUGUCUACAAGGAGAUGAGGGCAAAAGGGAUGAAUUUGAAUAAUGUUCUUUACAAUACCCUUUUGUCGAUGUGUGCUGAUGUAGGUUACAUUGAUGAAGCCGUUGGGAUAUUUGAUGACAUGAAGACAUCUUCCGAUCUUCAGCCAGAUAGUUGGACUUAUUCGUCAUUGAUCACGAUAUUCUCCUGUUGUGGAAAGGUCUACGAGGCUGAGACAACAUUGAAAGAAAUGGUAGAAGCGGGUUUUGAGCCUAAUAUAUAUGUUUUGACUUCUUUAAUUCAAUGCUACGGGAAAUCCAAUCGCACAGAUGACGUUGUGAGGACAUUUGACCAAACCAUUGAGCUUGGUAUAACUCCAGAUGAGCGGACUUGUGGUUGUCUUCUCAAUGUAAUGACACAAACUCCACGCGAGGAACUUGGUAAGCUUACAAGAUGUAUUGAAAAGGCCAAUCCAAAGCUAGGUAGUGUAGUGAAACUUCUUGUUGAGUCUAAUACGGAAGAUGAAACAUUCAAGAAUGAAGCUAGUGAAGUACUUGGUGAUGUUGGGGAUGAUGUAAGGAAAGCGUACUGCAAUUGCUUAAUUGAUCUAUGUAUUAACCUUGAUCAGCUAGAGAUAGCAUGUGAUUUGCUUGAGUUGGGGAUUAGUGUUGGAAUAUACAGUGAUAUACAGUCUAAAUCUCCUACAAAAUGGUCGUUACAUUUAAAAAGUCUUUCUCUAGGGGCAGCUCUAACUGCAUUACAUAUUUGGAUAAAUGAUUUGACCAAGGCUUUAGACGAAGGCACGGAGCUCCCCCCAUUGCUUGGAAUCAAUACUGGACAUGGAAAACACAAGUACUCUGAUAAAGGAUUGGCAGGUGGACUUCAAUUACAUCUCAGAGAGCUAAAUGCUCCUUUCCACGAGGCACCUGAAAAGGCUGGCUGGUUUUUAACAACAAAAGUUGCUGCCAAGUCGUGGCUGGAAGCUAGACGUGAAGAUAUUAUGGUUGCUGCUUAAGUGCAUGCUUUAGUCAAGUCUUGUAUUCUUAAUUAGCCCAAGCUGCUAAAAGUUUUGUACUAAUGAGUUGUAUCCAUUGAGUUCUUCAUUAGAUUUGGAUUAUUUGUUCUAUAUGCUCACGCAGCUUAUAAAAGAUAAUCUGAUUAUGGACCA
Molecule: messenger RNA, 2310 nt
Organism: Erigeron canadensis
Lineage: Eukaryota; Viridiplantae; Streptophyta; Magnoliopsida; Asterales; Asteraceae
Product: pentatricopeptide repeat-containing protein At4g16390, chloroplastic
Exons: 1
Coding region: 67-2157 (696 amino acids)
Cellular component (GO): chloroplast
Molecular function (GO): protein binding
Source: RefSeq, a predicted model, not a curated record